AUCCACCUAUACAUGCUUACAAAACCAUACAAACACAAACCCCAAGUCCAAAUACUACACCAUUUCGCUUCUUUCCAAAAUGAGUUUCAUCAAAAACCUCCCAAUUUUAGUUUCCUUUUUCUUUAGUCUAUACUCCACUUUCACCAAUGCAGCCACCUUUGAUGUGGUGAACCAAUGCACCUACCCAGUCUGGGCUGCUGCCUCACCCGGUGGGGGCAGGAGGCUUGACUCCGGUCAGUCUUGGACCGUCAACGUGAACCCUGGCACCACCAAUGCUCGUAUAUGGGGCCGAACCAACUGCAACUUCGAUGCCAGUGGCCGAGGCCAAUGUCAGACAGGUGACUGCAAUGGGCUUCUAGAGUGCCAAGGCUACGGUAGCCCACCGAACACUCUAGCCGAGUUUGCCCUAAACCAACCCAACAACUUGGACUACGUCGACAUAUCAAAUGUUGACGGGUUCAACAUUCCGAUGGACUUUAGCCCCACCACCGACGUGUGCAAACAUCUCCGAUGCGCCGCGCCCAUCAACGAGGAGUGCCCGGCUGAGCUGCGGGCUCCGGGCGGCUGUAACAACCCGUGCACGGUGUUCAAGACCAAUGAAUAUUGUUGCACUGAUGGACCUGGGAGUUGUGGGCCUACCACAUUCUCAAGGUUCUUCAAGGAUAGGUGCCCAGAUGCCUAUAGCUACCCUCAGGAUGAUCCAACCAGCUUGUUCACUUGCCCUGCUGGUACCAACUACAAGGUUGUGUUCUCAGCCACCUUCGACAUCCGCAACAACUGCCCCUACACUGUCUGGGCCGCCGCGUCCCCAGGUGGCGGCCGCCGCCUCAACCGGGGCCAAACCUGGACCCUAAACGUGCCCGCGGGCACCAAGAUGGCUCGCAUUUGGGGUCGGACCAAUUGCAACUUUGAUGCUGCUGGGAGGGGCCAUUGCCAAACAGGGGACUGUGGUGGGGUCUUGGAUUGCAAGGGAUGGGGUGUCCCACCAAACACCCUAGCUGAAUACGCACUAAACCAAUUUGGUAACCUUGAUUUCUACGACAUAUCCCUGGUUGAUGGGUUCAACAUCCCCAUGGACUUCAGCCCCACCACGGGCAGUUGCCGGGGCAUUUUGUGCACGGCCGACAUCAAUGGGCAAUGCCCGAAUCCGUUGCGGGUCCCGGGCGGGUGUAACAACCCAUGCACUACAUUCAAGACGGAUGAAUACUGCUGCACAAAGGGACCUUGUGGGCCUACAAAUUAUUCAAAGUUUUUCAAGGAGAGGUGCCGUGACGCCUAUAGUUACCCUCAGGAUGAUCCUACAAGCACAUUCACCUGUCCUGGUGGGACUAACUAUAGGGUUGUGUUUUGCCCUAGAGGGUCCUCUCUUUUCCCUCUGGAAAUGUAUGGAAGUAAUGAUGCGGAGUAAGAAGAAGUCCUUAACUAGACUAGUCACUUGUGAGUUGUGACUAAUUGGUGAAAUAAGGUUUGUUUGAACCUCAAAUAAUAAUAAUAAGAGAGUGUUUUUGUAAAUAAA
Messenger RNA from Cornus florida, 1516 nucleotides. Its product is annotated as thaumatin-like protein. NCBI's taxonomy places the organism in Eukaryota, Viridiplantae, Streptophyta, Magnoliopsida, Cornales, Cornaceae. Bases 80 to 1408 code for a protein of 442 amino acids. The record is from RefSeq and is a predicted model, not a curated record. The transcript has 2 exons. Gene Ontology annotation, cellular component: extracellular region. Gene Ontology annotation, biological process: defense response.